Molecule: messenger RNA, 2685 nt
Organism: Danaus chrysippus (African queen)
Lineage: Eukaryota; Metazoa; Arthropoda; Insecta; Lepidoptera; Nymphalidae
Source: the annotation of a GenBank genome assembly
AUGCCAUGUUCGGCUGCUACGGUGACAGCUACUCGUACCGCCUGUGGAGCCUGGCCAACGUGUGGGGCGCCUGUCGAUGUGAGUAGGCCGAGUGCUCCGCGCCCAGUGUCUGUCAGUGAGGUGAUGAUAGUGCCCAGCUCUCUUAUGGGAGUAGUCCGUUGGUCUGAUCGCUCCUCCACACCCUGGCUCGCCGACAUGAGGAGUAAGCAGGUCCCCACCUCGACGACCUCCGCCAGGCGGCGAGCUGCCUUCAUCCGGCCUCUAGCCGGCGGAGGGUCCGAGAUCAAGUCGUGUGAGGAGGAAGAGGAUCGCGGGUCUUCGCCCCUGGGCCCCGGCGGACCCUUUCCCUGCAGCCACUGUCGAGGAGCCUACCCCACACGAGAACAGCUCGAACGACAUGAGACGCUGCACGCGCCGAGCACUCAGGUGGAUAGCAUAAAAUAUACGUGCAAAAUAUGCCACAAGAGUUUUCAAAAUGUGUACCGACUUCAGCGUCACAUGAUAAGUCAUGAUGACAGCGCGAAGUUACGCAAAUAUAAAUGUAAUGACUGCGAUAAAGCAUUUAAAUUCAAACAUCAUCUAAAAGAACACCUCCGGAUACAUAGCGGAGAGAAACCGUUCGAAUGCGCUAACUGUGGAAAGAAGUUUUCACAUUCCGGCUCGUAUUCAUCUCAUAUGACUUCAAAGAAAUGUCUUGUUAUGAAUCUCAAAAUGGGAAGAAUAAAGCCAAAUAAUCCAGCACUGAAUCCGGACAGGAGUCCGUCACGGAAACGUGCGAAUGCGAUGGCAGCUAGUCAGUUGAAUAAUAAUAUAACACCAAACGGCAAUUCGUUUUUGCCAAUAUUACCGAAAUAUAACGAAGCUGCAGCAUUUUUCGCGUCGAUGUCAUCUCAAGAAAAUAAUUUCCUGAGACCGCCGUUGGGUCAACCUGGAUUAAAUCCUUUCUAUAUGCCUCCUGGCAUGCCAAUGAGCCCAGCCAACGGUAUAGCACCUUACACCUUCCCUACUUCAUUAAGCCAAUUAUUUGAGCAGCUAGCCUCUCAACAUUAUCAACAACGAAAAAUAGAGAUUCCUAGUCCAAAGCUUGUGAGUCCACCCGCCAACCCUGAAGACUUGAUCGAGGAGGUAGUUGAUGAGGAAGAUAAACGGUCUGAAGCCAGCGCAGAGCUGGUGAUGGAUAUAGACGAUGAUGACAACGUUACUAUAAAGAAGGAACAAGAAGAUCGGGAGACUGAGGCGAGCUCUCCUUCCCGUAAUUACGAAUCUAUCUUAAGUAGCAAUGAACCCGGUGAGACAGAUAUCAAUAAAUCGGAUUUUAAUAGUGUCAAAGCAUCCGAUACUAAAUACUAUUUUAAGACACACAAUGAUCAGCAGUCCCCUAUAUCUGGCCAGGAAUAUCCUGGUGAAGUUUUACCAUUGACACAGAUAAAUGUUAAAGAGGAACCUGAUAUUGAUACCUUCCGUUGCUUAAAAUGUAACAUACUGUUCAAUGACAAAAAUGAUUUACUGGAACAUGAGAAAGCAUCGUGUGGCAGUAUUUUUAGAAAACAUGAAGGACUAGCUGCUCAAGUGGCUGAGACGGUGGCUCUGAAUAGAUUAGAAGCUGAAAUGCGAGCAUCUAUACAAAGUGGGGUGAGUGCGAGUGAAGACGAGGACUUUGGGAGAGAGGAUCGGGAAGAUAAAGCUUCCGUAAACGAAAAUGAUAGAAAAAUCAGAGUUCGCACCGCACUGACCGAAGAACAACAGACGGUGUUAAAAAGGCACUACUCGAUCAAUCCUCGACCAAAUCGAGAGGAAUUUAAGAAGAUCGCCCAGCAGAUAGGCUUAGACAACCGAGUAGUACAAGUUUGGUUCCAAAAUAAUAGAGCCAGAGUUCGUAGGAUGACUCAAGCGGUCGCGAUAUCUGAUCAACCUCUAGAUUUAUCUACAAAGAAAUCGAAUGCAUCUGUUACUUCAAGCCCGUCACCGUCACCGACUUGCAGCAUUUCAGUAACACAUUCCGAUUCCGAGGAAGCUGUUAACUUAAGUCAGAAAUCUUCUCGCAGCACGACCCCACAUCGCGCUAACUACGUCAACACGUAUCCACAUUCCAACUGCUCGUCAUCAUCGUUCACGGAUUUUCGGUUAUCACCCUCACCCGGUGAAACUAUGAACGGUUACAAAAGAAUGUUGCAACAGAAAAUGCCCAUCAAUCCUAUGAUGCCGAUGGACAAACUUCUUCAUUACAACGACCUGAGUAACGGACGAUCUCCAAUUCUCAACAUGCAAGUGCCCGAGAGGCAAGAAUCCAGUCCGUCUUACGACCGCCCAAUAUGGAACGAGGAUCUCCAGACUCAAAUCGAAUUAGAAGAUGAAACCACUGUACUUAAAAAGAGCAAAAUAAAGGCUGGAAACGAUUUGAAAGAGGGAGAAGGACAAUUCGUUUGUGAUCAAUGUGAUAAAACUUUUGUCAAGCAAAGUUCUCUCGCGAGGCAUAAAUACGAGCACUCAGGCCAGCGACCCUACAAAUGCUUGGAAUGUCCUAAGGCUUUCAAGCAUAAGCACCACCUGACUGAACACAAGCGGUUGCACACCGGUGAGAAACCGUUCCAAUGCUGCAAGUGUCUCAAGAAGUUCUCACACUCCGGCUCCUACAGCCAGCACAUGAACCACAGGUUCGCGAUCUGCAAGCCCUACAGAGACUAA